UUUGCCCAAGUGGGGGUAUUUCCAGCUUUGUAGUUUUCACUUCCACUUUUACCAGGUGGGCGGAGUGGCCUCCGGUGGACAAAUCAGAUUCCUCCUCAGCUCCAACUUCAAGAGGUAAGCCAGGGGCUCAGGGUCCCAGACACCCAGGAGGCGGCAGCAGCAGCAGAAGCAGGAAGUGUGGGGAAGACCAGAGGCCAGAACCAUGGAAGACCAGCGCGACCUCAUCUCCAACCACGAGCAGCUGCCCAUGCUGGGCCAGCGCCCCGCCGCUCCAGAGAGCAAGUGCAGCCGAGGAGCUAUGUACACAGGCUUUUCUGUCCUGGUGGCUCUGCUCCUGGCUGGCCAGGCCACCACCGCCUACUUCCUGUACCAGCAGCAGGGCCGGCUGGACAAGCUGACGGUCACCUCCCAGAACCUGCAGCUGGAGAACCUGCGCAUGAAGCUCCCCAAGUCAUCCAAGCCUUUGAACAAGAUGAGGGUCGCCACCCCCAUGAUGAUGCAGGCGCUGCCCAUGCCAGGCCUGCUCCAGGGGCCCAUGCAGAACGCCACCAAGUACGGCAACAUGACACAGGACCACGUGAUGCACAUGCUUCUGGAGGCUGACCCCCUGAAGGUGUACCCGAAGCUGAAGGGGAACUUCCUAGAGAACCUGAAACACCUUAAGAACACCAUGGGCCCCCUGGAUUGGAAGGUCUUCGAGAGCUGGAUGUAUCAGUGGCUCCUGUUUGAAAUGAGCAAGAACUCCCUGGAGAAUAAGCCCGAGGUUCCACUAAAAGUACCGACCAAGUGCCAGGAGGAGGUCAGCCGCAUCCCCGCCGUCCACCCUGGCACGUUCAGGCCCCAGUGUGAUGAGAACGGCCACUAUAAGCCGCUCCAGUGCUAUGGGAGCACCGGCUAUUGCUGGUGCGUCUUCCCCAACGGCACCGAGGUCCCCCACACCAGGAGCCACGGGCACCAUAACUGCAGUGAGCCACUGGACAUGGAAGACCUGUCAUCCGGGCUGGGCCUGACCAAGCAGGACCUGGGCCAAGUGGGCAUAUGAGACAAGCAGACGCAGAUGCCGGCACGCAGCCCGCCCCGCAUGGCCUCUGCCUCCUUGCUCCUCUCCACCCCCAGCCCUAGCCCCCCUCCUUCCCUUACACA
Messenger RNA from Odobenus rosmarus divergens (Pacific walrus), 1143 nucleotides. It is a transcript of the gene CD74, whose product is annotated as CD74 molecule, major histocompatibility complex, class II invariant chain. Bases 203 to 1042 code for a protein of 279 amino acids. Gene Ontology annotation, cellular component: membrane; cell surface; cytoplasm. The transcript is spliced from 9 exons. Gene Ontology annotation, biological process: antigen processing and presentation; positive regulation of cytokine-mediated signaling pathway; protein trimerization. The record is from RefSeq and is a predicted model, not a curated record. Gene Ontology annotation, molecular function: MHC class II protein binding; macrophage migration inhibitory factor binding; cytokine receptor activity. Lineage: Eukaryota; Metazoa; Chordata; Mammalia; Carnivora; Odobenidae.